AUGGCGUUUGGACCAAACCCUGUUCGUGCUGAUCAGAGCAUCCCCCGGGAGGAGGUGCAGCCGCAGCCGCAGCCGCAACCUUUGCUGUCCGGAGACGCUGGUAAAAAGGACAAGCCUCCCCCACACACCAGGCUGCAACUACUGGCUCGCAGCUCUCUGCAACGUCUAUCAUUUGCGCAUCGAAAAGCAGACCUGCCUCAGCAACAACACCAUCACCAAUCUCCAAGACAGACACACCGGCAACAAAACAAGAUGUCGGACCGGCAGAGCCUCGAGUCAAACGGUGACAAUUGUGCCAUGCGGGAAAUUGAACGCGGCCCGCCGGGAGACAGGAAACAGAACGCGAGGUCGAGAAUGUCCCAGGUUGACGUACUGGCCUCGAAGCGGCGGAGUACCUUUUUUGAAGACACCUUUGCUGCGUCAAAAGGAGAGAAGAGCAGUGCCAAGGCGGCCACUGCCAUGACCGAGAGGAUUCGGAGCGAAGCUAUCGUCAUGGCUGAGGUCAAGACUAAUGUCAUUCUCAGUGACGAAUUCACAUUUAUAACAGAGUUGUCAUACAACCUCUCGCUGCGCUACCAGCGACCAGUGUCCAGCAUCGUGGUGUCGGUGCAGCACGGGGCAUGCAUGAUGUACGGCGGGACGUUUGAGCCGGCGUACAGCUUGACGAUAUUUGCCCUGCCGUCGCAGCUGCGCCCGACGACCAACAAGCGCAACGCCGUCAUGAUUCAGAUGCACAUGGACGAGGUCCUGGGCGUGCCUUCGUCUCGCGGCAUCGUUCGCUUCGUGCCCAUGCCUGAAGACAACGUCGCUGUCAGCGGACGGACGAUCGGUUCCGAGAUCACGGAGCUGGCUAGGGAGGCGGGUAUUGAUCUCAUCGACGACGACGAGGGUGAACUUUCAAAGAGGAGAAGCGUGAAGCUCAAGAACCGACUAAGCGUCAGAAAAUCUUUCAGCAACUUCAAGGACCACAGCAGAAGCGGCUCCCGGGAACUCACACCGCCGACGAGCGCAUCGGACCAUGCACCGGCGGUUCCGCCGCUGCCGUCGCCGCCGCUCGAGUCCGGCUAUACUCACGAAGGCGGUCGUGACAGGCCCGGCCCGGGACCAAACGACCCUAUGCCAGUGAGGAAGACAAGAAGGCGGAAGAGCUUCGUCGCGAGCAUCUUUGGGUGGCCCAAAGAGGAUACUAACCGACCACCGAUACCGCUUUAA
This is a messenger RNA of Pyricularia pennisetigena, 1212 nucleotides long. RefSeq lists its product as uncharacterized. Gene Ontology annotation, molecular function: phenylpyruvate tautomerase activity. The transcript is spliced from 3 exons. Lineage: Eukaryota; Fungi; Ascomycota; Sordariomycetes; Magnaporthales; Pyriculariaceae. The record is from RefSeq and is a predicted model, not a curated record. Bases 1 to 1212 code for a protein of 403 amino acids.